Messenger RNA from Belonocnema kinseyi, 816 nucleotides. Its product is annotated as hornerin-like. The record is from RefSeq and is a predicted model, not a curated record. The coding region runs from base 46 to 816 and encodes 256 amino acids. Lineage: Eukaryota; Metazoa; Arthropoda; Insecta; Hymenoptera; Cynipidae. The transcript is spliced from 6 exons.
GCAGUUUAAAUUUCACGGUCUCCUAAGUACUAUUUUGAAGUAAAAAUGAAGCUGUCUCUGUACCUCGUAGUAUUAGCUACUAUUUUCAUUCAUGCUAAGGCUGCUCCAGAAGUAAAUUUCGAUGCUCAGGAAAGCGUACAGAGAUCUUCAGGACAACAUGAAUGGGAACAUAAUGGUGCAGGAGAUGGAUCAGAAACCAUAUCCGAAAGUGCAUUAUCCCAUGAAUCAGCUAAAAUAGGAGAUGGUUCCUCAAACGGAUCUGGUAUGGCAGCUAACUCAAAAAAAAGCGGAUCCUGCAGAGGAACAGGUGGUAUGUCAGUGUCAGUUUGCAAAUCAAGAAAGGAAUCAGUUGAAGGACAAGGCGAACGAAACGGAAUUCGAACUGUGACAAUUGAUAUCUCAGGUAGCCAAGUAGCAGAUCGUGGAUCAUGUAGUGGAAAUGCCAGCCUAGUUCUAAAUUGCGAUGCUCGUGGAAGUACAGGAAGCUCUUCAAUACAACAUGGAUCGGAAAAUAAUGGCCAAAUUAGCCAAGAGAGCUUAAGCAGUCAUUCAGGAAGCUUAUUAGUUGAUAGGUCAGGUAGCGGAAGAGUGAACUCAGCAGAUAAGGAGGCGUAUUCGCCGACGGAUCAGACCAUCACAAAUCAGUAUCAAUCAAAAUCAAUGAGAUCUGAUGCGACCGCUAACUCAACACUUAGAGGAUCAGGUGAUGCAUCCGGAACCAGAUCAGGUCUGGUAGAGUCUGGUAGAGGAAUAGGUGAUAUGUCAGUGUCACUUAGCGGAUCAAGAAAAGGAUCAGUUGAUGGAAAAGGUUUUUAA